Molecule: messenger RNA, 1660 nt
Organism: Hemibagrus wyckioides
Lineage: Eukaryota; Metazoa; Chordata; Actinopteri; Siluriformes; Bagridae
Product: paired box protein Pax-6-like
Exons: 8
Coding region: 531-1334 (267 amino acids)
Biological process (GO): regulation of transcription by RNA polymerase II; anatomical structure development
Molecular function (GO): RNA polymerase II cis-regulatory region sequence-specific DNA binding; DNA-binding transcription factor activity, RNA polymerase II-specific
Source: RefSeq, a predicted model, not a curated record
AGUAAGGAUGUUAAUUAUUAAAUUGUCAAAUUGUUAAAUAUUCAUUUAGAAUUAUUCUUCACCAUCCCCAUUUUAUCUUUUUUCCACUGCAAACUCUCCAUUAUCUCUCGUCUUUCCAUUGCUCCUCUUUCUCUUCCCUUCCUCCCCUCUGUGACAUUAAGUUUAAACUUGACACUGAUGUUGACUCACUGUGUCACCUACUCUCUCUCUCUCUCUCUCUCUCUCUCUCUCUCUCUCUAUCCUACUCUUGCUGCGAGGACAUAAGUGCCCGCAGACGCAAUUCUCUCUGGAGCCCCCCCCUCCAUCUCACUCUCUUCCACUCCGUCUAACUCUCUCCAUCUCUCUCUCUCUCUCUCUCUCUACCGUUUUUUACCCUGCUAUCCACCCUCUAUCUUACAAACAUACAGUCCAUUGUCAACAAACAGAAGAAGCGGGAUAAAACUCCUGUGUUCUAUGAAGAGCAAUGACUUUGGCAUCAGGUUACAUGACGUCCUGUGCAUAAAUUGACAUUUGAUUAAAAAGCCUAGUGUAUGAUGUUUGAGAAGUUAACCAUGCUGAAUUUACAAAGUAGUUCGAACUGGAACAUGCCUAGUGACUGGUACCAUCAGCAAAACACUGCUGCCAGCCAUCACAGCACAGUGUCUGAUGGCUGCAUGGUGGACACAGACCCCGGGAUGGGGACAGGAGGAGGAAGAGUACAGAUGGAGAGGGACGACGGUGAAGAAUCGCAGCUGCGGCUGCAGCUGAAGAGGAAACUGCAGAGGAACAGGACCAGCUUUACUCAGGAGCAGAUUGAGGCUCUGGAGAAAGAAUUCGAGAGAACACACUACCCUGACGUCUUUGCACGAGAACGUCUAGCAAAUAAAAUCGACCUCCCAGAAGCACGGAUCCAAGUGUGGUUUUCCAAUCGAAGAGCCAAAUGGAGACGAGAAGAGAAGCUGCGUAACCAGAGGAAAUCUGGAGGCGGGACAUCGUGCUCCCAAACACACACUCCGCUUAGCACUUCCUUUAACUCAGCCCUCUAUCAGCAGCACAGUAACAGUGCAGGCUCUAUGAUCAAUCAAAGUGAAACAACUCUCCCUAGUUACAGUUCACUCUCUGUCUAUUCUGGAGUACAGUCGGCCCCCUCAUACCCUUGCAUGCUGCCCCCUUCCCCUUCUGCCCCGCAAUCCUUUGAGCCUUCUUCUUACCCCUCCCCCCACCUCCCAGGCCCGCCUCCCGGAAACACCAGCACAGGGUUGAUCUCUCCAGGAAUUUCAGUACCGGUCCAGGUCCCAGGGAAUGAGCAGAACAUGGGCCAGAACUUGGGUCAGUACUGGGCCCGACUCCAGUGAGGAACCAGCAAUUCAGGAGCAUGUGAUGGAUUCAGGAACAAAAGAUUAUGCAUGAAAACUCAGUAUAGAGAUCACAGGGAGACAAAUUAACAUUCAAGAUUAAAGUGCAGCAGGAACUUUAAGUUUUGUUAACUAUAUGGCAUUGUCACGACGGUCGCAAUGCACUGUGGGAGAAUAUUUCUUGCUCUGUUUAAACUUACACGACUAAAUUUGCAAGAAAAUGGAUCACACAUGAGAAUUUUCAGGAUUUAUCUGCACACCUACUACCUUUUUUUAAUUAAGCCUAUUUAGAAACUGUGCUUAUUAUUGAUAUUAAUAAGUUAUCC